Molecule: messenger RNA, 2131 nt
Organism: Drosophila bipectinata
Lineage: Eukaryota; Metazoa; Arthropoda; Insecta; Diptera; Drosophilidae
Product: RNA-binding protein 28
Cellular component (GO): nucleolus
Molecular function (GO): mRNA binding
Source: RefSeq, a predicted model, not a curated record
UCGAAAGAGUGUCAUCGCUAAUCGAUACCAUAACAACCCAAUCUCCACGUGCAGCGAUGGAAUUAAAAAAAAUGAAACCUUUAAAAGACGAAAAUGUGGCUGAAACAUCGACAGAUGAACAGCCCAGAAAGCGGAGAAAUCCUUUCAACACACAGCGCCUGAAGGAGGAGAAAGAGCGGCGCCAGAAAAAGCGUGCGCGCCUUAUCAUCCGCAACAUUAGCUACAAAUCCACAGAGGAGUCACUGCGAGAGCACUUCGCGAAGUGGGGAACACUAGAAGACGUGAACAUAUUAAAGCGAGGCGAUGGAAAGUUGGUCGGGUGCGCCUUUGUCCAGUAUGAGACCAUCAAUCAGGCCACCAAGGCAAUACUGCACUCCAAUGGAAAGGAGCUUCAGGGGCGGAAGGUGUUUGUGGAUUGGGCGCUGGGUAAGGAUGAGUACGUGGCCAAGCAUCCAAAGAGUGAAGAACCAGAGGAGAAAAAGCCCAAGGUUGAGGUCAAAGAAGAAAAUGGAGAAACCAUUGACCUGGACUCCAAAGAGGAAGUAAAAGAUGAGGAAGACAAUUCCGAAGAAGAAUCCGACGCUGAUGAGGAUGAGGACGAUGGUGGUGAUGAUGAGGAGGAUGAUGACGAUGAGGAUGAUAGCGAGGGUCCCGAAGAGGAAGCAGAAAGCGAUGAGGAUGUAAAAGAUGACAAAGACGAAUUAAAAUCCAAGUUAAAAAUUGAAAAUGUCAAAAAAGAAAAAGUCAUCUCCAACGACGUGCAAGAAGGCUGCACGGUUUUCAUCAAGAACGUACCCUUUGAUGCCGAGGAUGCAGAUCUGCGCAAGGUGUGCCGCAAGUUCGGAGUGGUCAGCUAUGCCAUUAUCAAUCGUCAGGCCGUUUCUGGUCACUCCAAAGGCACAGCAUUUGUUAAGUUCAGGGCCAAGGAAUCUGCCGAUCUCUGCCUUCAGGCGGGCACAGAAUUCAAGCUCAUGGACGAGAUAUUGGAUCCCCAUCCAGCGUUGAGUCGCGAUGAGAUGAAGACAAAGCAGUCGGAGCAGGAAAAGAAAGAGGACUCUGGCAAGGAUUCCAGAAACCUGUAUUUGGCGAGAGAAGGUCUUAUCAUGUCGGGAUCCAAGGCAGCAGAUGGGGUGUCCGCCUCCGACAUGGCGAAGCGCCACGAACUAGAACAAGUGAAGACUCAGGUGCUCAAGAACUUGAACAGAUUUGUGUCUCGAAAUCGCUUAUCCAUUCACAACCUGCCCCAGCACUACGACAACGAGAAGCUAAAACAAAUGGCACAAACCUAUACUGGAUUCCGACCCCACGAGUGUCGUGUGAUGCGCGAGCAGAAGAUCACUCCCGAGCACCCGCAGGGCAAAUCUAAAGGCUUUGGUUUCCUGUCAUUUGACACGCACCAGAGGGCUUUGGCGGCUCUCCGAAAGUUAAACAAUAAUCCAAAAGUAUUUGGAACUCAGCAUCGCCCAAUUGUGGCCUUCAGUAUCGAGGAUCGGGCUGUGCACAAAAUAAAGGAGAAGCGCACCGAGCGUUCCAAGCUAAACAAUCCCACCUUCCAAGCCAAGCAACAGCAGCGAAAGGAGCGGCGUCAGCAGAAGCGUAAUGGCCAGAAAGCUAAACCAAUCGGUCCCCAGACCGAUAACAAGGCCAAGCUUCAGAAACACAUUAAAAAACUGGAGGCGACUCGGGCAGCCAAGGCCGAGGGCAAGCAAACGGAUAAGAAGAAACCAAGUGACGUUCAGGGCGAUUAUGUGGGUACAGCAUCCAAGCCAGGCACUUCGUUAAAAAUGCGAUCCAAGAAGAAGAUCGUGGAGCAGGCGAAGGAGCAUUUGAAGCGAGUAAAAACCGAGAAGCGCAAGCAGAAGAACAAGAAGAUCCGCGAGACCCACCUGGCCGAAAGAAAGGCUGACAACCGGCCCAAACAGGGUCGCAAAAAGGAGAAGGAUGACCUGCGACCCCUAAUCAACAAGUACAAGAAUAUGAUUAGUGGAAAUCAGGGUGGCGGCGGUGUCAAGGGUGUUACGAGUGGCAAAGUCAAAAAACCCAAGCGUACAAAGUGGUACACUGAGUAAAGUUUUCCCCGAUUAGAUUAAGAAAUGACAUUUUAGCAAUAAAACUGUAAAUGUGAAAAUAA